GCACACACACAACUCCAUAUAUCCUCAAGCUAACUAAAUCUCAUCUCUUAGCUUUAAUUUGUUCUUGAAUUCCUCGUAUUGCAAGAUGAAUGCCAAUCCCAAUUCUCCAUUUCUCUUGGUCCUUCUGAUGAUGUCAUUUCUCUUUACGUUUUCUUGUACUGCUCGACAUGAUGUGUUGGUAGCAGCCGAUGUUGGUAGCCAAAAAAGUGAUGCCCAAUAUUAUCCUCAAGUAGGAAAGGUGCCGAAGACUCGCACGGGCUUAACUCAACGGUUCAGUAGGCAUUAUUUGGGAGAAGGAAAGGUGCCCAGAAGGAUAAACUGGGAGAGAUAUGACGAUCCUCCGAUCUGUUAUUCCCCCCCAUGUUAUUCAUCAGGAACAGGCCGUAAUGGUCCUUGAUGUUGAUCUUGAAUUCUUGAGUCUUGAGAACAAACUGAACGAAUUGAAAAAAUAUGUACACUUUCUGAUUAUUAUAUAUACCAAUAAGCUAGCAGCCCUUGCAAAAACUUCAUUGCAGAAAGGUUUUACUAUUAGGGAUUAAGAUAUAUGUAAGUCUAUUACAAAUUUACAGAACAGUACAAUUAUAUAUAUUAAUAAUUCAGGCGUUCUUUUUUGAAAAUAUCAAUGCAUUAUUUUAUACUUA
This is a messenger RNA of Ipomoea triloba (trilobed morning glory), 641 nucleotides long. RefSeq lists its product as uncharacterized. The transcript has 3 exons. The coding region runs from base 86 to 397 and encodes 103 amino acids. Lineage: Eukaryota; Viridiplantae; Streptophyta; Magnoliopsida; Solanales; Convolvulaceae. The record is from RefSeq and is a predicted model, not a curated record.